AUGGAUACAUCUGGUGGUGAUGUACCAAACAAAUUUCUGAGUAUGUCAUACGAUUGGUUUAACGACGACAAGAGUGUUGGAAUUGAAAUGACUGCAACUCCGAAAGAACAAAGUGACUUAACAAAGAAGGUAAUUUCUUCUGUUGGAGAUUUACAAAGACCAAUCGAUGUCGAUGAGAGUAAAGAAUUCAACGAAAACAAAAAGAAAGAACAUUUGGGUGUACAAGAAAAUAAAGGGAAAGAGAUCAAAGUGUAUCAAGACGAAACAAACACUGAAGAUAAUAUCCCGUGUUGUCAUGAAGAUAAUUAUUUAGUCAAACAAAUCUAUUUGACACAAAACAACGCGAUCGGACUUGUUACAAUGAGUAUUAUAGUGAUCUCCGGGUCACUCUUUUUUGGUCUUUGUUUGGACAUCAAAGAGGACUUCCAAACUUCAUUUUUGUCGUUCAUCAUCCCAACGUGUCUUUUGUUGUGUUUAUUCACACUUAAUUGGGUCCGACGAUUUCCCUUGAUCAACAAAGUGUGUGUCGUUUCCUUAAUUCCGCAUUUCAAACACGCUCGGAAGAGUCUAGAAGAGCACAUCAAUCGUCAUCCCAAAGCGAUGAAAUAUUUUGUUGCGGUGUUGAAUGGAAUCAGCUUCACCGUGUCGUUCAUCUUAACUGCGAUAUACUUCAAUCUAUGUAACACCAAUAAAAGCGUUGUGAUGACAACGAUGUACUCGUUCUUUGAUUUUAUAGGAGAUGUGUUAGGGAUGGUGUUAGGGUAUUGCCUUCUCUUUGCAUUAUGUUUCUCGUGUUGUGUUGCAAAUGUUCGGAAGACGAUUCAAUUUCAUUGUUUGUUCUUACCGAUCAUUCCAAGCUUUGUAGUUGCGUAUAAAAUAUCCCAAGCAAGUGAUUCGACGCUGCGGAUGUUCUCUUUGGUGUUCUUUGCUGUUCUCUCUGUGUCGUUUUUUGUUGGGUUUUUGGUGUUAGUGUUUUUGAUCUUCUUUACGGACAAAGAGUCUCCCAUUGAAAUGAAAGGGAUACUUGCAGUGUUUCCUGUUAUCGUCACGACAUUGAUAAUAGUGAUGCUCACAUGGAUCAUUCUCUUUCUUCCAGGGAAUAAGGACAUUCUUCCUGUAGUAAUCAAUGAAACUUCUGAUGAAAAUGGGCGUGUAGAUGGUAUUAAAAUAGGAGGGUUUAAUAAAUUAGUGAAGUACUAUGGGAAUGCGAGUUCAUACGAUUUUCAGAGUGAAACGAUUGAUUUGUCUUCCAUUGUGACAUUACCGAAUGGAUAUGACUCGAGUUGUGUUGAAGUGAAAGGAAAGAUGUUUGUUCCGGUGUCAUCUGGUGUUAUGGAUGUCGUCUUUAUAAUUCAUCCCAAUGCACAAACAACUGAAGUUGUCGAUGGGUACGACUCUUUAGCAUCGGUAUUGGUCUCCCACAACAUCGCUGUGAUUAUCACAAAUAUGACAAUGCUUAAUAGUAAACAUUUUAAACACAUUAAACCGGUGUUUGGUAACAUGAACCAAGAGACGUCUGAUGUUUUGGCAAGAGCUGUACUUCUACUCCAUCAUAUGAGCUUCAUUGAAAAAGUCAUUCCACAAAUAGGAAGAGCUCAUUUAUUGGGGCAUGGUAUCGGCGCAAACGUCAUUAAGUUGGCUGCGCAUUUAAAAGAGUAUUCUACACUUCCCGAGUUUCCACAAGUGCAACUUCCAAAGGUGAAAUUAACUUUCCACUCGUUGUCGUUUGUAGGAGGAACCGAUGCGGUACAUCCAAUCAUGUUAAAAAUGCUGAGGGACAUCAAUACACUGACUAUCAGUCCAUUGUCUUCAUACACUUUUUAUAACUCUUUCAAAUUCCAAGACUAUGUGGAAGCGACACAAAACACACUUCAAACAACACUGAGAGUCUUCGGUGGGACACAAAAUCGAUUCAACAAGUACUUGCCAAGUGUAGAUGACACAUCUAAAGUAUGGGAAUUAAACACAAACUCGUUGCUCUCAGAAGACGAGCAUCUGUUGAUUCUAAGAAACACAUUUGUUUCUUUUGUCUUCUCGUUGAUUAGAGAUGGGUAUGACAAUCGACUUAUCAACUUCAGAAACAACGGUUUUGGCUCGCAGUUUCUUGUUAACACGUAUCGAAGGAAAUGCAAGAAUUUGGUCGACUUCAUAACGACAAAGGACCUAUUGGAUUACCCAUUCGAAUAUACAACAAACGCGCUGUUUAAUUUGGAUGGGGUGAGUGACGUAUCUACAUUCAAAUGUGUGCAAAGCAAUUGUCAAAUAACAUUUUCAUUUAACACACCUAUAGAAGAUGUCACACUACUGUCACUCGACCUUUCUGCAGAUGAAACAAUGAACGUGACUUGUAUAAUUAACAACGAAGAAGUGUCAAAUGUAAAACUUGAUAUAGUCCAAAGCAUAAAACUUUUAAAGUUCAAACAACAAAUUCUCCCACUGAACCAAUUGCUCCAGACGUACCAAUUGAAGCCAUUAAACACGUCGUUCUCUUCAUUUACUAUUCAGUUCAACAACACAAUCUAUUUCGAUAAUUUCUGCUUUCAAUAA
Molecule: messenger RNA, 2547 nt
Organism: Entamoeba invadens IP1
Lineage: Eukaryota; Evosea; Mastigamoebida; Endamoebidae
Exons: 1
Coding region: 1-2547 (848 amino acids)
Source: RefSeq, a predicted model, not a curated record